ACCCCAAACAUUCGUUUAAGAUCCUCCCUUAUCCACAUAUUUCGAUCCAAUCUUAAAAAUCAAAACACGAAACAUUCCAUUUUCACCGCUUCGAAACCCUUUCCAUUUCCCCAAAAUUUCAAACCCUAACAUCGAAAAAUCGCUUCCUAUCUUCCCAAAUCGUCAACAGACCUAUCAAUCUUCGUCUUCUUUCUCUCCGGACGGAAAACUAGGGUUCUAACUUCGAUUGUUUUUGUUGAAUUCGAAUCACUGAACAUUGUUCAUCAUGAAGUUCCUAGAGUGUGCUCCUCUUGACCGGCUUAAUGAUUUCUUGAGUAAUUUGAAUCUGGGAGAAAGUACUAUCAAAGGAUGUCUUGAAGCUUAUAGUUGUAAACAUUCUGGAGCAGAUAAAAAACUCUCUAUCAGUUUGGGUAAUGAGAUUCUUGAUUAUCUUGGAAAAUCAUCUGACAAUGAUUCUUCCUCACCGGAUGAAUCCUUAAUAACUAGAACCAGCCGGAAGACAUUGGUUUACCUGAUUCUUGCCCUCUAUCACAUGUAUCCAGAUUAUGAUUUCAGUGCAGUUAAAGCUCACCAGUAUUUCACAGAGGAAUCAUGGGACAGUUUUAAGCAAAUUUUUGACGCUUACAUGUUUGAGGCCUCAAAGGAAUGGGUUGAAACCUUUGGGGGUGCUUCUCUGCUGGACGCCUUGUUCAAGGCCCUUGAUGAGGUGGUGACGUUAUCCGACUGUGAAAUUUAUGGCUAUUUACCUGAUCCUGAGGCAGACCCGUUACCAGAGAGAGGAGCCAUUUGGUCCUUUAAUUUCUUGUUCUACAAUAGAAAGCUUAAGCGGAUUGUGACAUUUCGUUUAAGCAGUUUUAGUAACUUGAUUGCGGAUGGAUUUUCUUUUGACGAGAUACUCGAUGAGUACGAUGAAGAAAUAUUUGCUGACAUGGAUAUAUGAGUUAACAUAAUAUAUCUAUUAUGUUAAUAUGUCCAUACACUCAUCCUCCAAUGUGCAGUUUCUGAAUUGUAAGAUCCUUGUGCAGUUUUUGUAAUAUUAAACAUAGUUUAAAUGGCGUGCUAGUCAUAGAUAUAGUGUUUGUAGGUUGCUACUUGCAACUCUUCAUGUAUGCAUGCAUGCUGUAGUUCUGUACUUAAAUGUGUGCAUGUACCUAAUCGUAUUCAGGACGCCUCAAGUGCAAUGCAAUAAUAAUUAAAACAAACUUAUUUGGCAUUAGAA
Molecule: messenger RNA, 1219 nt
Organism: Vicia villosa (hairy vetch)
Lineage: Eukaryota; Viridiplantae; Streptophyta; Magnoliopsida; Fabales; Fabaceae
Exons: 11
Coding region: 266-940 (224 amino acids)
Biological process (GO): negative regulation of transcription by RNA polymerase III
Cellular component (GO): nucleus
Molecular function (GO): RNA polymerase III core binding
Source: RefSeq, a predicted model, not a curated record